AUGACGGAGUCUGAGAAUCCUCCUGGCUGGCCAGAGAGCACCUCUGCCCGUCUGGUAUUCGGACAUGAUGCAGGAUUCGACUUCUGCGACCGCCUGCGGUUGUGGGAGGUCCGUCGUGUUUGCCAGGUCAAACCAUCGCUGGCGACGUAUAUGCGCUCGUCGCGAGCGGUAGUGGAGGAGCCGUCACGGUCUGACGAUGGCGAUUACUCCUUAACUGCGAUUUUGCGUUGUGUGAUGGAUCGCGUGGAUGCCGAUGUUGCCUUCGUCAGUCUCCUUGAUGCUGAGAGGCAGUACUUCAUCUCUGGCGCAAGCCGCUCGGAUGAGGACUGGGAGGCGAGCGCACCGAUUGAAUCGACGAGAUGGUUUGGCUGCGAUUCGAUAUUCCACGCUGGACAGCUUUGCCAUCGGACGCUGCAGAUCAAUGGCGGAGGAGUGUACGAGGAACUUGACCUGUCUCAACAACAGUACACUAAAUCUUUACCUAUCGUCAAUGGUGACCUUGCUCGAUUCAAAAGAUACAUUGGCUUACCUAUCGUCACGGAUAAAGGCUAUACCGUUGGCGCCUUGUUCAUGUUUGGCCACGCUGCUGCUAAAUCUGGUCUGACUUCUAAGCAGCGGUCAUACCUACAGGACAGUACGAAACAAGUUAUAAGACAGCUGGAGCAGGCAGUUCAGGCACUUGAGUGGAGACGAAUGACCAAGUUUAAUACCGCUGUAGGGUCUUUGAUCCAUACCGCAAACCUAGUACAACCUGCCGAACAUCAGUCCGUUGAGCGCCCAUCAGUGCAGCGCCUGGACUCGGGCGAAACAGAUGUCUUGAUACGACGCAUGUAUGAGAAAGCAGUGGAAGUCGUGCUUGAGAGCUAUGAGCUCGAUGCUGUGAUGGUGCAGGAGAUCCCGUUACAUGUUCACCGAACGAGCACUGAGCACGGGUCCGCGAGUGGCGAUGUACCUUCCUUCUUUGCUCAAUCUCAAGUGGACCCCGACGCUUCGUUUCCUUCUCUAUCUCACGAAACAGCCCUCGCGGUGUGCAAAGCUUGGCCGGAAGGUCGGGUGCUCUACCGAAUGACGGACGAAGAGGGCGAGGUCAUGUCUAGUGACUGGACGGAUAUGCAUUCGGACGGCCUACAUCUUGGCCGAGAACUUGCUCAUACUAUGCCUGAAGUGCAACAGCUUCUACUGAUGCCACUCUGGGAUCCACUACACGAGCGCGUUGUGGCCUUGAUGGUUGGGGUUGCGAAUAAUUGGAGUCGAUGUUAUACCCGAAUUAACGACCUUGUGCCGAUGUCCGUCUUCUGCAAAGGCAUUGUGGCGCAGGCGAGAAAAUUCGAGUCGCAGCACAUGGACCAGCGGAAGACUGACUUCAUGGGCUCUGUGUCCCACGAGAUGCGAUCUCCGCUGCACGGUGUGCUUGCGAAUGUGGAGUUGUUAUUGACGACGACGAAGUGUAGUUCAGAACAAGUUGACAUGCUUCAAAGUGCUGCCGCGAGUGGUCGACAGCUGCUUGACUCGAUCGAUAAGGUGUUGCAAUACUGUCAUAUCAGCACGAGAGGUGACAUACCAGAGGAGGUCGUGUCAAUGCACGAAAGGUCAACAGCUGUGAUCAAGUUACCGAUCACAACCGAUGAGCAUAACUUAGGACUGCUGAUCGAACAUGUACUCAGCCGGGCUGUAAUUUCACAUGCUCAGUGGGCUGCGGUGACAACACCGACGGACCAAGGGGAGGCAGGAUCACGAAGACUUGGCGGGUCGUCUGGCUCGACUACGCCCGAAGCCCACGACAAUUUGCACGUUGACACUCAAGCUGUCUCGGGCCUAGUGGCUCGCGCAAGUCAAGGACGGUACCGGCAGGUCCCUGUCGUCUUCGACGUCGCUCAGACUGUCUCUGUCAGCGAGCAAGAUGCUAGCUCGAUACAAACGAUCAUGGAGAACCUUGUGUCGAAUGCUCUAAAAAAUACGUCCCAAGGAUGCGUCCGUAUCAGCUUGGCUGUAGAGACGGUUGUUGAUAGUCCAAGCUCGUCGAUUGUGCUACGAGUGCAGGAUACUGGCAAGGGCAUUCCUGCUGACUUCCUCAAACACAAACUUUUCACGCCGUUUGCUCAGAACGAUUCACUGGGAAUUGGUGUCGGUAUAGGGCUAUCCCUCGUGAAACUUGAGGUAGACUCGCUAGGUGGGACCAUCAAUAUCGAUUCUCGAAGAUCAGUGGGCACGACAGUAAUUGUGCGCCUUCCUGUUACGGCGACAACAUCUGUGCAACCACUCGGCCAACAACAGCACGUAGGCGGCCCGGCUGCGAAAGUACAGCUCUAUGCACCACUGAAGUCUCGCGGCGAGAUUCAGCUUGCGGAUGGUUUGGAUAUGCUACAGGCCUCUCUCAAGACGACGCUUCUGGCACGCUCACAGGCACGAAUGUUGGACCACGAGACAUUGGAGUCUCCAGAUGUCAUGCUCGUGUUGAAGGAGGACCUCCCCGAAUUCUUGAGAGAAUCGUCAGAGAAACGAUCUCUACCUCUGGUACUCUUGUGUCCGCCGGUCAGCCACACCGGAAUCACGACUCCUCCAGAUGACGUUUCUGUCGUUUGCCCAUUCUUGCCUGUUACAAUGGUAGCAGCCAUAAGUAGUCUUCUUGCGAAAGUCGCGAGCACGCCUGCAAUUGAUCGGCCGAUAGCAGCCAGGAAUGAUAGUCAUGCUGCGCUGAAAGUCUUAUCUGAAGCAGUGCGGCUGUUGCACGUCAACGACCAGAGAAUCAGCAGCCUCCUCGCACAACCGACUAUAAUUACGGAUAGCGAUGCCGAGCAUUCAGAGCAGCUUCGGUACUUCCAAGGGGCUUCGCAAAUCCCGAAAGAUGUUACUGCAGACCCUCGCUCGCCCUCGCUACUACUCGUAGACGACAAUCUUGUCAAUCUAAAAGUUCUGGCAAUGUACACAAACAAGUGCGGCAUCCUGGCCCCUGCUUUGGCCAGUGGCGGACAGGAAGCAAUCGAUGCACACCUCGCCGCGAUCUCACUGGAGGGCCACAGAGCAUUCGACAUCAUAUUCAUGGAUCUCUCUAUGCCUGGAGUCUCAGGCUUCGAUGCUACGGCUGCAAUACGAAGACGUGAGGCCAAGGCUCGAACUGCAGUGCCAGUAUAUAUUGUCGCGCUUACAGGACUAGUCAGUGCGAAGGACAGGAAAGCGGCAUUCGAGGCGGGUGUAGAUAUCUAUCUGACCAAGCCGGCUAAGAUCAAAGACAUCCAGGUUGUGGUCGAGGUAUGGAGGCAGCUGAGGCUUGGUAGGAGAUGA
Molecule: messenger RNA, 3282 nt
Organism: Recurvomyces mirabilis
Lineage: Eukaryota; Fungi; Ascomycota; Dothideomycetes; Mycosphaerellales; Teratosphaeriaceae
Exons: 3
Coding region: 1-3282 (1093 amino acids)
Biological process (GO): phosphorelay signal transduction system; protein autophosphorylation
Cellular component (GO): plasma membrane
Molecular function (GO): phosphorelay sensor kinase activity; histidine phosphotransfer kinase activity
Source: RefSeq, a predicted model, not a curated record